CAUGGUUGGUCAUGAGUUAUGUAUGCCGGCGAAAAAAAGAGAGAUUGCAUGUUUCGAUCUUGUGCUCAAAGAAACAAAUUGAAAACUGAAGAUGGAAUCUAAAAGAGACUUAAAGGCAGGAAGCGUUUUGCUGACGCCAUUACUCGGGUUAACAUCGCGAAAAAGCGAGAACGAUGCUUCGAACGCGCUUCAUAAUUCCAUGCCGUCGAUUUGCUAUCUUCCUUCGCGAUCGUCGAAGAAUUUGUUGGGGCUGGAAAGAGAGAGCGUUGAAAAUGCCACGGUAUCACUUCAUCAGGCUGCUCGUGAUGGUAAACGGGAACUUGUAGAAAGACGGCUUGAAAAAUUGGGCAAAGGAAACAAGAGGAUAAACAAAAAAGACCAGGAUAACACAACGGCACUACAUUAUGCUGUCCGCUACAAUCACCUUCACAUCGUGAAGUUGUUAAUGGAAUAUGGGGCAGAUGUUGAAGCAAAAGGAGAAGAUGAUGCGACACCCCUUCACUACGCAGCCAGAUUCCGACCAGUCCCCAGAGUGAGUGGAGGUACUCCUCGACCAACACCCCAAGUUACACCUAGCCCUAGUAUGGAGAACAUGAGUGACAUCGGCUUGGCUCUGAAGAAAGACAACAAGAAAAAGGAUGGAGGCAAUGGUAGCCUCAACAAAGGUACAAAGGACAGAUUGCUGGGAUCAUUGAGUAAACACAAGGAGACACUAGGAAAUAAACUGUUUAGCAAAGAUCAUUUGACUGUAGAAAAAAAGAACUCCUUCCCAAGAGAUUUGCCAAGUGUACCUCUUGGGGUAGAGACCAUGAUUUCAUAUUUACUGUCAAGGAAGGCCAAUGUAAAUGCACGAGAUGGCUAUGGUUCCACUCCAUUGCAUUAUGCUGUCGCCAAAGGUAAUCCGGAAGCAGUUGAGGAGUUAUUGGCAGACCCAGGCAUUGAUAUUGAGGCAAAAGAUAAGACGAUGAUGACUCCCCUGCAUGUGGCCUCCAGCCAAGGAUCCCUCGCUGUUGCCAAAUGUCUGAUCAAUGCUGGGGCUGAUUUGAGAAGCUUGGACGAAGAGCAGAUGACACCUUUGCAUUUCGCGUGUAUGGAAGGGAGUCUUGAAGUUGCAAAAUUGUUGUUUGAGACAGCUGCGGAGAAAGGUGGAUGGGCCUUGGUAUCCAAAAUGGUCACAGAUCAGGACCGGGAAGAACAAACGGCUCUUCAUCUUGCUGUGGAGGACGGCGAUCUGAACUUGGCGAAGCUCUGCCUGGACAAGGGAGCAAACGUGAACGCACAUAAGAUGAAUAUGAGUUCUCCACUGCACCUGGCCGCUACAGGGGGAGACUUAAACAUCGUCAAGAUGUUGAUAGAACAUGAUGCGAACAUAGAAGCGAAGAAUUCCUCACAGGAGACUCCCCUGCAUAGAGCAGCCCUGUUCAACAGGGUGGAUAUUGUGGAUUAUCUUCUGAGCAGAGGUGCUUUCAUUGAAUGUCGAGACAAGGAUAAAGAUACACCUUUGCUGAUAGCGGCGAGUAAGAAUCACUCGGAAACGAUGAAAAGGUUGUUGAAUCAUGGUGCAGAUAUCGGAGCAAAAGACAGUAACGAUGAAACUCCAAUUUACAGAGCGGCUUCUGAAGGAUGUAUUGAGGCACUUGAAUUUCUUCUCAAGGAUCGCAAAGGCAAAACUCUGGUUGAGGAGUACGACAAGUACGAGAACACACCCCUGCAUGUAGCUGCCAAAAAGGGUUACGUUAGGAUUGUCCAACUUCUGCUCGAUAAUGGUUGUUGUAUUGACAGUAAGAAUGACGGAUCGUUAACACCGCUCCACUUAGCAGCAAAAUUUGGACGAAUAAGAACUGUGUGUGCACUUCUAAGGAGAGAUAUGUCAAUCAUUAACGAUGAAGAUGAUGCCUCGAAUACUCCACUGCACUUGGCUGCAUUGCACGGAUAUGACAAGGUGGCUAAGGAACUGAUUGAUAGAGGAGCCGCUAUUGAUGCCAGGAACGCCAAUCUUUGGACUCCGCUGGAUUGCGCAGCAGCUAAAGGCUGGGUAGACGCAGCGACUGUACUGUUAGAUGAGAACUGUCCUGUGGACCCGACGGACAAGGCCAAGACCACCCCUCUUCACCUCGCGGCACGUGAAGGUCACGUGGAGAUGGUUAAACUACUGUUGUCGAGGAAGGCCAACAUCACAUUAACAGACAGCGCUGGGCUGAACUGUCUGGAUAUGGCUAUCGAGAAUAAUCACAAGGAAGUGGCACUUGUUAUUAUCCGGCACAAAGAUUGGAAACAGGCCAUGCGCAAUCGGACCAAAGAUGGCACAACCAUUAACACGCCGAUGCGUAAGCUUAUAAAGAAAUUGCCUGAGGUUGCAGAGAAAGUGUUCAACAGAUGCGUCAAACCCAAUGGGUUCCCUGUGGAUCAUCCACAGUACGCCAUUACUUUAAACUACGAGUUUCUUGAUGACGUAAGCCUCGAGUGGGCGGGAUUUUUGACGCCCGAGUCAUCUGACCACGAGGGAUUUGGUGUAGACGCAGUGAUGUACAAGAUUAAAUCGGCAUUGCCAGAGAAUGUAAGCAAACAAGUGGAAAUAAAAAGCAACCACCCUCUGAUGCUUAUGGUCACCAAAGAGCGGGUCAAACUUCUCAGUCACCCUUUAGUCACAUACCUAUUGCGUUACAAGUGGCGCAGCUUCGGUCGCUAUGUGUAUUACGGCCGUCUCAUUCUGUACGGGAUUUUCCUGUUUUUCCUGACUGGUUAUGCUAUGCUUACAACCAAGAGUCUACCGAUCACGCUUUGCAACGACACUCAGUGCACGUGCAACGUGACAUUCUCAGCAAAGACGCCAAGCACAGGAAGUGAAAUUAUGUGGAGAAAGCUUGGUCGUCCGAUGAUUCUCGUUACGACUUCUAUAAGUUUGUUACUAGAGAUCAUUCGGUUCUGUUACAUGUGGAAACUGUACAUACAAUGGAACAGACUAAUAGAAGUGUUUGCAUACGUCUUCUCGAUGAUUUAUAUCGUGGAUGACUUUCGACUGGAUGGAACAAGCUUUACAAUUCUAGAGGGAUCGCGGUGUUUCGUUUGGCAUAGCAGUUUUGGUGCCACGGCCGUUUCCCUGUCCUGGAUUGGACUUGUUCUUUUUAUGCGCAAGUUUCCUAAACUUGGAAUAUACGUGGUUAUGUUUACUGAUAUUUUUAAGACUUUCGCUCAGUUCUUCGUCGUCUGCUUUUUGUUUAUCGUGGCCUUUGGGUUAGGAUUCCACAUCCUUCUCUUCAAUCAGGUACCGUACUCUACACCUGGUCGAGCCAUGCUUAAGACAACAAUGGGGAUGUUAGGCGAAUAUGAGUAUGAUACAGUUUAUAACGAUAACGACGUUCCGCCGGUCACGUGGGCGCUUUAUGUAGCAUUUGUCGUCAUUAACUGUCUUAUUAUCAUGAAUUUACUGGUCGGUUUAGCCGUAGAUGACAUAAAAGGAGUUCAAGAAAAAGCAGUUGUGAAGAGACUAGCAAUGCAGGUCGAUCUUGCUUUAGAUGUGGAGAAAGCUCUUCCGGCCAUUUUCAGGCAGAGGUUUGCCACUACUCAGGAAGAUGUUUAUCCAAAUUCGAACAAGUAUUGGACUAUUUGGUCUUUUUGGAAUCAAAACGUUAGUCCUGCCAGAGCAAUUUAUGAAGCUAUGAACCCUGAGAAGACACCGAUAGAGAAGCUCCAGAAUCAUCAGGAAGCGUUAAAAGAGGAAGUCAUGACCCUCAAAUCGAAACUGAAAACUGUUCUUGAUCACACCACACAACUAGAGGCCAUGAUGAAAGCACUCAUGAAACACCACGCCAUAUCUGUGGAGGAGAAGGAGGAGGGCGAGGAUGACGACUAGAAGUACGCAAUGACUGCUGGGAAAGCGCUUCUUUAGGAAACUUUUUCUUUUUGAGUGUGUGUAUGUUACAAAAAUUUCAACGCCUUUCCUCCAAGGUGGCCAAUAUUCUGUGCACUUGUUUAAGUGAAUUAAGGAAACCCGUGCCUUUUAGGUUACCGUGGUUGCCACAGGCCAAGAGUUACGAUAAAAUAAGAUUUAAGUUAAGGGAAAAGCAGUGAAAUUUAUUUUGAUUACAAGUCAAAGAACCUUGAAUUCAUGGGUCUAUAACUCAUCUCAUGUUCCUGAUUUUAUUAUCUCACCGAGUUCUUACUCUGAAUACGUUAUUUCGAUUGGUUGAAAAUUUAUCAUUGAGAGAAGUAGAUACCUUGAAAUAUGUAGAGAGGCUAGAGGACAGGGAUUGGGUAAUUUUAUUCUUUAUCCGGGAACUUUUUCGUAAAUAAUGAUUUUGGUGACCAGACAAACACUUAAAUGAUCCAAAGCUUCUUCAUCCAAGUGCGUUCUUUGGCUUUCGUUCGCCUUCGAUGAAAUACCCUCGUUAGUAAAUCCAUACAUUCCAUCGCCUUUCUCAAUUCGCAAAAUAGCUCAAUUAAUAUAUUCCCAUUUUUGUAUUAUAAUGUUCAAUUCACAUUAUACAUUAAUUAUAAAAUAUUUAUAAUGCAUCGACUUUCGAAAUUUUGUCGACGCGACAAAUAGUUCCAUUUUUAAAAUCAUCCGAGGGAAGGAAGGGAAACCACAAAACAGAACCCACUGUACUUAAAGGGGAAAUACAGAAAUCAUGUAAAUUUUAUCUUCGCUUUAAAUGGCAUACCUAAAGUUACAUUGAGGACUGCGUUUUGAGAUUCCCAUCGAGAAACUUGACUUUUCAAAAGGUGCUUUCUAAUGCGUUAUGGAUUCUAUGGAAGCUGCCAUUGAGUUUGCUUAGUAACCUAGUCGUUUUAGCUGAGACAGGACAAAGUUUCACUCGUCUCUUUUCCAGCUCUUGGCGCUUUUGACAAUCAUAAGCUACAUAAAAAGACAUUAACUCGGUGACCAGAUCAGAAGCUGUUAGAGGAACAUUUCUACCACGUCAUUCCUAUGCGGCUUGGUUACUGAUUUGUUCACAAAAUGUCAUGUUCAGUUUUGGCACAGCUUGAAGACAACUUUCGAACGAUUUUGGUACUCUUGGGGUCUCGCAACUUGGUCAGAAGUAUAUAAUUUAUCUAUAAUUGAUCAUAGUGGAGAUAGAAAUGUCAUGGGUUUUGGAACACACUUCCCCUUUAACUGCUAGGAAGUAUGGAGUUCAAAAUAAGUCUGAAUUGCAAUUUUCAGUUGGGCUUUGAAGCUAACGCUUUGCUUUUUACAGUUAAACACGAAGGCGCGCUAUAAAUGGAGCCUUAGGUCCCACUGGACCAUUUGUCAAUCAACCGCCGUGUGAUGUA
Molecule: messenger RNA, 5271 nt
Organism: Stylophora pistillata
Lineage: Eukaryota; Metazoa; Cnidaria; Anthozoa; Scleractinia; Pocilloporidae
Product: transient receptor potential cation channel subfamily A member 1 homolog
Biological process (GO): monoatomic ion transmembrane transport
Cellular component (GO): transmembrane transporter complex; membrane
Molecular function (GO): monoatomic ion channel activity; protein binding
Source: RefSeq, a predicted model, not a curated record